UCCCGAAUUCGGUUGAUUGUAAAUGACCGUCGUUCCAACGCCAUCGCCUCAGUCUUUCUUCGUCUGUUAAAGUGGUAACAAAUCUGGCGCAAGAAUCGAGAAGGAAAGAGGUGGAUAAUGGAAACACAUGGAGAGCCUGAGUCUUGCAUUAGGGAGUCCUUUAAUUGUCCACAUUUCCAGCGGAACACUUGUGUGAUUCACUUCACAUGCUGCGAUGAGUGGUAUCCUUGCCACAAAUGCCACAAUGACUCCUUGGAAAGGCAAGAGAAUGACAAACCAUCAGUGGAUAAUUCAGAAGAUAAUUUCGUGGAGAGUGAUAUAGCAGAGGAUGGAGGCGAUUUGGGAGAGGGUAGUUCAAAUCCCACUGGAAUUAGCCAUGAGCUCGAAGCUUCCCCACGUACUGUUGCAUUUGAUGAUGCCAAAAUGGAAUCAAGAGCUAAAAAUUCAGAUGCACCCAAUGGCGAAAACAACAAAACAGCUACUGACUACGAAUGCUUGCGAAAUGGAGACAACAAGGUGUUGUCAGGAAUGGAGGUAGAAAAUUCAGUGAGUGAGGAAAACAAUCAAAGAGAAAAUACUACUCUUUGUGGAAAAGAAGAAGAGAGUGAUGCACAUGAAACUUCCUCAAACACAGAGACAAGCUUGUCAAAACUUAAUGGUUUUGAAGAAUGGUGCCUGGUAAGAGAAGAAAGCAUUUCCACGGUAAGGUCUUCCGGCCAAGCAGCAGAAGGUGCCGGAGAACUCGAAGGUAUAACAGAUGAUGCAUUGGCUAGUGACAUAAAGGAAGAAAGUCCAAAUACUACUGAUGGAUCAUCAGAUCAUCUGAAGAACAAUGAAGAGAUUGGCGUGAGAAAAAAUAUCAUGCAGGGAAAUGAUGAAAAUAAUUUCCAUCUCUCACUGGCUACUAAAAGGGAGCAUGCACUGGUUAAAGCACAAGAUGGAAGUCGCCUAAAGUGUAUAGCAUGCAACCACAUACAGUCAAAGUUUUGUCAGAAGUGUGAAAAGGAGUCAUGUGGGAAAACAUUUGCCAGCUAUUUCUGUCCAGAAUGUAAACUUUUGAUUGAAAGUGGAGGAAGUGCUAGCCUGCAACCUUACCACUGUGGACUGUGCGGGGUAUGCAGGUUAAACAAGGGGGAAAACUUCCAUUGUAGAACGUGUAAUGUUUGUAUGCCCCUUUCUCUGAGAGAUCAUAAGUGUUUUGACAAUAGAGGUCACGAUCCUUGUGCAAUAUGCCUGGAGGAAGUUUUCUCAGGAGCUGUUAUUCUCCCUUGUUUUCAUAUGAUUCAUGAGGAUUGUGGUGUAAAGCUUAUUCUCUCAGGAAGUGACACAUGCCCAAUGUGUCGAGGCGCCAUCAUGCAGAAUAAAGAAGCUGGACUUGUUGUUGAAGAAUCCCAAACAAGCCGCGAAGUUGCCUCCAACAGUGGAAUUUUAACCAGAAUUGGGGAUGUUUUCCGUACAGCUACUUCUAACUUAGUAAAAACAAUCUCUUGUCGCACUCAGCGUGCCACUCCGAAUGAAAUGAGCACUGCGCCAGUGUCACAACACGUUACGACCCCUAUCGGAUUUGGACUCCGCGGUCCAAAUCCGGUACCGGAUCACGACCACCCCGGUCAAAAUCUGCUAACGGACAUGAAUCCCCUUUUCCAGAUUUUGGACUCUUGCUUUAAAGCAUCGUUUGUUUCAUGCAACCUUGGCCCUAAUCCUCAAACCCAACGCUAAUCCUAACCCUAACCCUAACCCUAACCCUAAACCCUAAUCUUUGUUUUCAGUGCAUGUACUUUAGUGCCUAAAGAGAGAGGGUAGUGGACAACAAAUAAAUGAUUAUGAUGGGCUAUAUCUUGAACUUUCAGGCUAGAAGGUGUUUUCUUCUUUCUUCGCGAUACCUCAGUUUUGUUACUGCACAAAAUCCUGUUUUUGAUACUUUUAGCUUCCAAUUUUGAUAUACGGGGAAUAUUAAUAUGAGUAAAUUAACUCAACUGGGUGAAGUGCUUUAGAUGGCAAGAUAUAUUCAGCCAUUCAGUCGUCUGUAAAGAAAGGAUAAGACAGACAAGUCUUCUGUGAUAAUUCCAACAAAUAUUUUCGCUACGUAUUAUGAUAUUUAAUUUAAUUUAAUUUAGUCCAUUUUCACUGCAUUAAGUUUUGCAGUGGGUUCGCACUAGAAAGGAACUUAGGAACUAGUUAUCGUGCUAGUCCACCCUCCCACCCAUCCCAUACCAGGGGAGGACAUCCCUCACACAGUAAUCUCGAGUA
Molecule: messenger RNA, 2250 nt
Organism: Stylophora pistillata
Lineage: Eukaryota; Metazoa; Cnidaria; Anthozoa; Scleractinia; Pocilloporidae
Biological process (GO): ubiquitin-dependent protein catabolic process; protein ubiquitination
Cellular component (GO): nucleus
Molecular function (GO): ubiquitin protein ligase activity; zinc ion binding
Source: RefSeq, a predicted model, not a curated record